UUCUACCCGGAAAUGAUUAACUGUGUAGCCGACAGCCAGGGUGUAAUUACAGAGUCACUUUUGCGAUCGUUAUAGCGAAUAACAUUGAAGGGUCAUGUUAAAUCAAAUUAGCCAUGCAGUCGGUGACGAGUGAUGCUUUCAACCAGCACCGACCCGUUCGACUUUGAAUAAACGUGAGCAAGAUCUUACGUGCUUCAUCCAGUCAGUCCAUGGCUGAGUCUGCCGCUCCACGGUCCAGUCCAGUCAGCCCGUUAGAACACAGCUGGUUUCCGAGCCCCCCACCACCAAUUUACACCUGCACCCUGAGCCCCGAGCUGGUGGCCAAGGCACGGGAAGAGCUUCAAGAAAAACCAGAAUGGCGUCUACGGGAUGUUCAAGCCCUUCGAGAUAUGAUACUAAAGGAGCAGCCCAAUCUCAGGACACGGCUGGACGACUCAUUCCUCUUGCGCUUCCUGCGGGCCAGGAAGUUUGACUAUGACCGAGCCUUACAGCUCUUGCUCAAUUACCAUGCUGGACGGAAGGCUUGGCCCGAGGUCUUCCUUGACUUGAAGCCGUCUACGGUGAAGCAUGUGCUGGACUUGGGCUUUCUCACAGUCCUGCCUCGACCGGACCCAAACGGAAGGUACAUCCUCUGUCUUCGGCCAGGAAAAUGGAAAGCAAACGAUUAUCCGUUUGUUGACAAUGUGAGGGCCAUGUAUUUGACGCUGGAGAAGCUGAUCCAGCCAGAGGAGACGCAAGUCAAUGGUAUCGUUAUCUUGGCCGAUUAUACCGGCGUUGGUAUGUCUCAGGCUUCCAAUCCGGGUCCUUUUCUUGCCAAAAAGGUCGUGAGCAUUCUUCAGGACGGCUUCCCAAUCCGAAUCAAGGCUGUCAACAUUAUUAACGAGCCUCGGAUUUUCAAAGGCAUCUUUGCUGUUAUCAAGCCAUUCCUGAAGGAGAAGAUGGCAGAGAGGUACUUGCUCCACAGCUCAGACCUGCGCUCCCUCCACCGGAACAUUCCGUGCUCGGUCCUGCCCGAGGAAUACGGCGGCACGGCCGAACAUCUGGACAUGCGUGCGUGGUCGAGACUGCUGCUGGACUGUGAGGAGGACUUCAUAGUGGAGUUUUGCCAGCCCGAUCCACUGGAGGGCGCUGUGCCGCCUGAGUCAGCGCCGUUCCAAGGUGGCGAUGAUGGCUGCGAGCACGAAGAUGUCUUUAGGGGUCUGCGCUCGCAACUUUAUUCGUGUUACUGAUGAACACCGGACAUUCUCCCUUGCGGCGAGACGCCGAUUAGUCGGGCAAGUUGCUAAUAUGACAGAUUGUUUUUCUACUAACCAUCCAGUUUGUGUAUCUUCGCUAGGGUUACAGGUGAGCUGGACUCUAUCCCAGCUGAUUUGGGCAUCACGAGCACUAUUUGGAGUCAGAUGGUCUGUGUUGUGUAGUUGGCACUCAGCGUAUUUGGUCCAUCACCAGCUGCAGGCGGCGUGUGGACGUGAGUGUGGCAAAAAAUGCUUUCAGGAUUUGUCUUAUCUAAUAGCAGGUUUUUUUUUUUUUCCUGGAUGUUUUUCCAAGUCAUAGCAUGAACAGUUCUCAGUCUGUCUCAAGUCUCAUACCCCCACAAUGUAGCUUUAAAAAAAAAAAAAAAGUAGUGUAACGGAUUUAUUCAAGCGUCCCAUCAGCUCCCCUAGAAUAUUGUUUCAUCAUAAAAUACGAAAAGAACAGUUUAAUUUAAAAAUGAGCAAAGUAUUUCCAAGCAAUGAAUGAAGUUGUUGGAAUCACGUUGGUGUCAAAUAUAAACUGCUCUUAUAUUGCCUUAAAGCAAUCGCAGCAUACAGUUCUACAAACCAAAGCUAUAUUCAUGUGGACUGUCUUUAAAAGGAUUUUGUGUAGUGCAAGGCUCCCCAACCACCGGCCUGUGGGCCAUUUGGUACCGGGAAAUACAUAGAGUGAGAGCAAAAGAGUGAGUGCGAGCAUAUAUGUUACGUUGACCAGUAUGCCUUUUUAAUUUUUUUCCGCCCAAGGCCCUUGGUGAUCAAAUGGGCAUAUGCGGCGAUUGAACGUUCAGUUGCGACUUGCCAAAUGUUGUGAAGGAACAGUGCCAUAAUGCUGCAUCUGCUUUUCCCAAUGCUUUCUUAUUGUUUACAGUGCAAUUGCGUGGCUUUUAUAUUUUAUGCAUGUCUGAUGCCGUCAAUGAUUGCAUAGCAGAAAAUAGCAGUAAAGUCAAAUUUGAAUGA
This is a messenger RNA of Hippocampus comes (tiger tail seahorse), 2210 nucleotides long. RefSeq names its product tocopherol (alpha) transfer protein-like (gene ttpal). The transcript is spliced from 7 exons. Gene Ontology annotation, molecular function: phosphatidylinositol bisphosphate binding. The record is from RefSeq and is a predicted model, not a curated record. Bases 210 to 1229 code for a protein of 339 amino acids. Gene Ontology annotation, cellular component: membrane. NCBI's taxonomy places the organism in Eukaryota, Metazoa, Chordata, Actinopteri, Syngnathiformes, Syngnathidae.